Molecule: messenger RNA, 3919 nt
Organism: Quercus lobata
Lineage: Eukaryota; Viridiplantae; Streptophyta; Magnoliopsida; Fagales; Fagaceae
Product: TMV resistance protein N-like
Exons: 5
Coding region: 195-3911 (1238 amino acids)
Biological process (GO): signal transduction; defense response
Molecular function (GO): protein binding; ADP binding
Source: RefSeq, a predicted model, not a curated record
UACCGACUCUGACAAAUAGAAUUAAUUGGUGAGUCAUAGAAAAUGAAUUGUUGACCCAUCUUCUCACUCUUAUUACAAGUUACAAACUCCUACUUCCAUGUGCGUUGACCAAGAGGCUUUUUUUGAGGGUUUUCAGUCAAACUUGCAAUUUUAUGAAUCUGUAACCUCCCUAUUCAAGCUCAUCCAUUUCCUUUAUGGCUCUUCUUCCAUCAUCAUCAUCAUCUUCUUCUUUUUCUUCUUCUUCUAAGAGAUGGAAAUUCGAUGUAUUUCUCAGUUUUAGAGGUAAGGAUACCCGCAAAACAUUUACAGACCAUCUAUAUACCGGUUUGAAACAAAAAGGCAUAUCUGUUUUUAGGGACGAUGAAAAACUCAAGCAGGGAACAUUCAUUGCCCCAGAACUCUUGAAAGCAAUAGAAGAAUCGAGGUUCGCGGUCAUUAUUAUAUCAAGAGAUUACGCUUCUUCGAAGUGGUGCUUGAUUGAGCUAACAAAGAUCGUUGAGUGCAUGGAAAUGACGGGAUUGGUAGUUCUACCUGUUUUUCACUAUGUAGAUCCUAGUGAUGUGCGGAAUCAUAGGGGGACAUUUGGAGAAGCCUUUUCUAAACAUGAAGAGAGCUUCAAGGAUAACAUAGGAUAUGUACAAACGUGGAAAACUGCUCUGACAAAAGUUGUUAAUCUUGUUGGAUGGGAUUUAAAGGAUAAGCAAGAAUCAAUAAUUAUACAAAAAAUCAUUGGAAGGAUACUUAGUGAGCUGUAUCACAAACUCCCAUGUGUUUCUAAGGACCUUGUUGGAAUGGACUCCUGUGUGGAGGAAAUGUUGGAUUCAUACAUAGGUGAAGGGUUGGGUGGUGUUCGCUUUGUUGGGAUAUGCGGGAUGGGUGGAAUUGGAAAAACAACCCUUGCACUUGAAAUUUAUAGAAGAAUUUCAGGUAACUUUGAAGCUAUAAGCUUUAUUGCUAAUAUUAGAGAAGAAACUAAAAAUCAAGGUCUAGUUUCUUUACAAAAACAACUUCUUUCUAAGAUCCUCAUGGGAAGUGAAAUAAAUAUAUGGGAUGCUUAUAUGGGAAUCAAUGUUAUAAGGAAUACACUAUGUAAUAAAAAUGUUUUUAUUAUUCUUGAUGAUGUGGAUAGAGAUGAGCAAUUAGAAGCAUUGGCAGGGAAGCAUGAUUGGUUUGGUCCUGGAAGUAGAAUCAUUGUAACAAGUAGAGAUAGCCAUUUAUUGAUAAGAUGUGGUGUGGAUUACAUAUAUACAGCCAAGGAAUUGAAUGAUGAUGAUGCUUUGCAGCUUUUUAGUUGGAGAGCUUUUCAUAAACCUCAUCCUGAAGAAAAUUAUGUGAAUUUGUCUAAGAACUUUGUGAAUUAUGCUAAAGGCCUUCCUUUAGCUCUUAAAGUUUUAGGUUCUUCAUUGUUUGCUAAAAGAUCGAAUGAAUGGAAAAGUGCCCUGUAUAAACUAAAAGAAGAACCUAAUAAAGACAUUUUGGAUAUACUUCAAAUAAGUUUUGAUGGGCUUACAAAUUCACAAAAAGGAUUGUUCCUAGAUAUUGCAUGUUUUUUCAAAGGAGAGAACAAAGAUAGCAUAAGAGAUGUAUUGGAAAGUUUUUGUUAUUAUCCAGACUAUGAUCUUGGUGUUCUUAUGGACAAAUCUCUCAUAACCAUUAAUGACCAUGGAACUUUGUGGAUGCAUGAUUUGCUGCAAGAUAUGGGUCAAGAAAUCGUUCGUCGUGAAUCUCCUAAAGAGCCUGGUAGACGUAGUAGGUUGUGGAUUUAUGAGGAUGUCAUUCAUGUAUUGAAGAAUAAUAAUGGAACAAAGGUAGUUGAAGGCAUAAUGCUAAAUAUACCUAUUCCAAAAGUAGAACACCUGAGUGCUAAAGCCUUCUCAAAGAUGAAAAAUUUGAGAUUGCUUAAAAUUAGUAGCGAGAAACUUCCAGAAGACUUCAUAAAUGGUACUAUGAAACAACCAAAAGUCCUCAUUAGAGGUAAUGUGCAACUUCCAAAAGAUCUUAGUUAUCUUUCUGAUGAGUUACGCAUUAUAGAAUGGCAUGGAUAUCCUUUUAAAUCUAUGCCAACUAGUUUUCAACCAAACAAACUUGUUGAACUCAGAAUGCAUUGUAGCUGCAUCAUACAAUUGUGGAAAGGAAUUAUGAUUUUAGAUGCAUUAAAACUUACGGAUCUAAGUGACUCUCAAUACUUGAUUGAGAUCCCAGACCUUAGUGGAGCUCCAAAGCUUAAGCAAUUGAUUCUUCGACAUUGUACAAGACUAUAUAAGAUUCACACAUCUCUUGGAGAUCUAAAACAACUUAUUCAAUUGGAUUUGAAUGGUUGCAAAUGUCUCGAAAUCCUUCCUCACAAGAUCAGCUUGGAAGCACUUGAAAUUUUCGAUCUUGGUGGUUGUUCAAAACUGAAGAAGUUUCCAAAUAUUGUAGGAAAUAUAUCACAUUUGUCGAAACUUUGUUUGAGUGAGACAACUAUAAAAGAUCUACCAUUAUCAAUGGAGCAUUUAACUGGCCUUAUUGAAUUGGAUCUAAGAGACUGUAAAAACCUUUCAAGUCUUUCGAAUGCAUGUUGUUGUUUGAUGUCUCUAAAAAUUCUCACUUUAUCUGGUUGCUCAAAACUUGAUGAAUUACCAGAGAAUUUGGGUAAUAUCGAAGGCCUAGAGGAGCUAGAUGUUAGUGGAACUGCUAUAACAAGACUCCCUUUAUCUAUUGUUCACUUAAAAAAUCUCAAAGUACUAUCUCUCUAUGGAUGUGUGGGGCUAUCAUCUAAAUCAUUUAGUAAGCUCCUAAGUUUUCCUUUAAUGCAACAAAAAAGAAAUCUUGAUUCCAUGGGCAUGUUAGAGUGUUGUUUACAAGGCUUAUGGUCUUUGACAAAACUGGAUUUAAGUUAUUGCAAUAUUCGAACGAUUCCUGAUGUUCUUGGGUCCUUGUCAUCUUUAGAAGUAUUAAAUCUAAAAGGAAACAAUUUUGUUUGCCUUCCUGAAAGUAUCAUUCAACUAUCUAAUUUGGGAGCCCUUUAUUUGGGUGGUUGCACUCAACUUCAAAUGUUGCCCAAGCUUCCAUUAAAUAUGAAUUUUAUCAAUGCAACAGGGUGUACCUCACUGGAAACAUUAUCAUUAGGUCUAGAAUAUGAUUUUUGGCCAAAUAUAUGUCUUUUCAACUGCGCCAAAUUGAUUUAUAAUCAAGGCAAAGGUGACUUGUUGUCAACAAUUCUAAGACAUUAUAUCAUUAAGGGAUGCUAUAACCCGAAUAGGUUCACAUUUCUCGCAAUUCCUGGAAGUGAAAUUCCAAAUUGGUUUAAGCACCAAAAGGUGGGGGCUUCAGUGAAUCUGCAAGUGCCUUCACAUUUAUUAUUAAGUAGCAAAUUUAUGGGAAUUGCUUUGUGCGCUGUUUAUAUAUUCCGCCAGCAUCAUCCACUUCACCAACUUCAUAUUAAAAAUUAUUGUACGCAUGAGCUUUAUUGUUCCAUUAAAGCCAACGGAUAUCAAUCUCCCGGAUUGUGGCUUCCUUUAUCGGAGGAAUUUGGUAAGAUUGAAUCUUAUCAUCUUUUGCAAGAAUAUUAUCCCUCAACACGCUUCGAAAGCCACUGGAAAGAAGUAUUGGAUGCUAAUGAAUUCCUCCAAAUUGAGGUUACAUUUGAAACCGAAGGUCCAGGCUUGGAGGUUACGAAAUGCGGAGCCCAUUUGAUAUUUGAGCAAGACAUUGAAGAUCUCAAUCAAACUAAGCCUGGGUCUAGCAGCUGCACUAUCACUCCUUAUUAUGAGGAUGAUGAUUUAGGCUAUUCAGAGAAAGAUACCAAAAUCAAGGAAAGUCGUGAUGAUGAACCACCCCACCCAAAAUGGAUAGAGCACCCUAAUCUAGUUGAAAACUGGAUUGGGAAUUCAUGCAUACAAGGACAAGGUGACUCUGAUUGUGAGUGAGGAAAGAG